AUGGCGACCACAACGGUGACAGUGACCAAGUCGGGUCGCAAGAAAGAUGCCGACCUGCCUCCAGAGAACGAGCGUUUCCUGCGAUGUUGCGCAGACAUCGCUAACGCCCUCAUCGAGGACCACGAGGCCGCCCAGGACCAUGCACGCCCGAAGAAGGACCUCAACCUAAACGCUGUGCGUUCCAGGUUGGCCAAGAAGCACAAGAUCAACAACAUGCCGCCCCUGACUGCCAUUAUCGCCGCUGUUCCCGAACACUACAAGAAGUACAUCCUCCCCAAGCUCGUCGCGAAGCCCAUCCGGACCUCCUCGGGCAUAGCUGUCGUUGCCGUCAUGUGCAAGCCUCACCGCUGCCCACACAUUGCCUAUACUGGCAACAUCUGCGUCUACUGUCCCGGUGGGCCAGACUCCGACUUCGAGUACAGCACCCAGUCCUAUACAGGCUACGAGCCCACCUCCAUGCGCGCCAUCCGGGCGAGGUACGAUCCCUUUGAGCAGGCGCGCGGCCGUGUCGAUCAGCUCAAGUCCCUCGGCCAUUCCGUCGACAAGGUCGAGUACAUUAUCAUGGGUGGCACCUUCAUGUCCCUGCCCGAGCAGUACAGGGACGAUUUCAUCUCUCAGCUGCACAACGCCCUCAGCGGAUACCAGACCUCCAAUGUCGACGAAGCUGUCGAGGCCGGCGAGAUGAGCAACACAAAAUGUGUCGGCAUCACUAUAGAAACGAGACCGGACUACUGUCUGCAGCCACACCUGUCCAGCAUGCUGCGGUAUGGAUGCACAAGGCUGGAGAUUGGCGUGCAGUCUCUGUACGAGGACGUCGCGCGCGACACCAACCGUGGGCACACUGUAGCUGCCGUGGCCGAGACGUUUUGUCUCUCCAAAGAUGCCGGCUUCAAGGUGGUCAGCCACAUGAUGCCAGAUCUCCCCAAUGUUGACAUGGAGCGGGAUCUCGACCAGUUCCGCGAGUACUUUGAAAAUCCGGCUUUCCGAACCGACGGUCUCAAGAUCUACCCCACGCUCGUGAUCAGAGGCACGGGACUCUACGAGCUGUGGAGGACGGGGCGGUAUCAAAACUACACACCCAACGGUCUGAUCGAUUUGGUCGCCCGUAUUCUAGCCCUGAUUCCGCCAUGGACGCGCAUCUACCGUGUCCAGCGUGAUAUCCCGAUGCCUCUCGUCACAUCCGGUGUGGAAAAUGGAAAUCUUCGCGAGCUUGCCCUCGCCCGCAUGAAGGACUUCGGCACCACCUGCCGCGAUGUGCGGACCCGAGAGGUAGGCGUGAACGAGGUCAAGAACAAGAUACGGCCCAACCAGAUCGAGCUCAUUAGAAGGGACUACACAGCCAAUGGUGGCUGGGAGACGUUUCUCGCAUACGAGGAUCCUAAGCAGGAUAUCCUCGUCGGUCUGCUCAGGCUGCGCAAGUGCACUGAGAAGUACACGUUUCGUGAAGAGCUGGUGGGCCAGCAGACGAGUCUGGUGCGGGAACUGCAUGUCUACGGUACGGCAGUACCGGUUCAUGCACGGGACCCGAAGAAGUUUCAACACCAAGGCUUCGGGACAUUGUUGAUGGAAGAAGCUGAACGGAUCGCCAGGGACGAGCAUGGCAGCGAAAAGAUCAGUGUCAUUUCGGGUGUUGGGGUCAGGAGCUACUAUAAAAAGUUGGGAUACUGGCUGGACGGGCCCUACAUGAGCAAAUGGCUGGAUGGACGCCCGGGACCUGACGCAUGAAGGAUGCUCUGAUGGUCUGCUCAAUUUCAUGGGCAAAUCCCGCGGCUGAACUUGAGCACACUUGUCCCAACACAGCGCCUACUUCAUCAAUGGCGCCAGUAAGCCAUAGAGCGGCGGUCUCUUAAAUACCACCUCAGACUAUCGCAAGCCGUGAUGCCUUUUCCAGAGUCUCAU
Cryphonectria parasitica EP155 is the source of this 1899-nucleotide messenger RNA. Its product is annotated as putative histone acetyltransferase. Gene Ontology annotation, cellular component: cytoplasm; nucleus; elongator holoenzyme complex. The coding region runs from base 1 to 1725 and encodes 574 amino acids. Gene Ontology annotation, molecular function: iron-sulfur cluster binding; acyltransferase activity, transferring groups other than amino-acyl groups. NCBI's taxonomy places the organism in Eukaryota, Fungi, Ascomycota, Sordariomycetes, Diaporthales, Cryphonectriaceae. The record is from RefSeq and is a predicted model, not a curated record. The transcript has a single exon. Gene Ontology annotation, biological process: tRNA wobble base 5-methoxycarbonylmethyl-2-thiouridinylation.